This is a messenger RNA of Microbotryum saponariae, 2128 nucleotides long. The record is from the annotation of a GenBank genome assembly. Lineage: Eukaryota; Fungi; Basidiomycota; Microbotryomycetes; Microbotryales; Microbotryaceae.
AUGGCCAUCCUCCUCGAUGCGCCAUUGCAGCCGGUGUCGGUGCCGGUCUCGGUCUCACCGACCUGGGCCGCCGCGAAUCCCAGCGGCGUGUCUUCGCGUUCUAGCUCGACCAGCGGGUCAGGCUCACUGACUACCGACGACGACGACGACGCCUCGCUCGUAUCGCCUCGCAUUGCACCCAUACCGGCAUCCCCACCCCCCGUCACGUCGCUGUCCCUCUCGACCGCGACCCUCAAGGCGCAGGAACGCUUCAUACCGGCCAUCUUGGAGCUUGGGACGAAUGCGAUUCCAACCGUCGCGAUCGAUCAGUCGCCUUCCGAACUCGUCGGAUCGGCCACGACGUCGAACGCGAACCCGCAACCCUUCUUCCCCACCAUCGACUCCAACGUAUCCGUCACCAUUGCUUCCCCGACCACGUUCCAGUUCCCUGCUAUCGCCGAGAUCCCCGCAGACCCCUCAGCAGCGUCGACCUCCGCCACCCCACAUAGCGCGCCUGACAUCGACGAGCAAGGCACGCCGACGACCUCGAAGCGACACCGCACACAGCCGAGUCUGUCACGAACACCUUCUUCCCCCACCAUCGUCACCUCCCCCGCCGUGCAGAACCAUGCAAGACCGCCUCGCGCGAGGCGGCAGUCGACCAAGGUUUACGGGCCCAAUGCGCUCACGGUUGGCAACCCGCAGAGCCCAUCUGGUGGAGACCCAGCGAACCAGCUCGAGGCCAAAGUCGUAAUCCGUGAGUCUCAUACGCUGUGCAGCCGAGUGUGUGAACGGGAGGUCAUGGCUGACGUCGUGACCACUGCUCCCCCACGAUCAGUCGGCAGCCAAGGCGUUGGCAAGACCUCGCUCGUCCACCGGUACACAACGGGUGUUUUCAGUUACUCGCUCACGUCGACCAUUGGUGCAAGCUUCUUGGCCAAGCGAUUAGUGGUUGAAGGCUGCAAGGUGCGGUUGCAGAUCUGGGACACGGCCGGGCAGGAGCGCUUCCGUAGCAUGGGUGAGUACACACCGGAUGUGGAGGUUGGAUGGCGCGCAAUGCUGACUUGUGGAGGCCCAUAGCUCCUCUAUACUAUCGAGGCGCACUAGCAGCCAUAUUGGUUUACGAUAUCACGAACGAAAAAAGUUUCUUGGACAUCCGGUUAUGGAUGGAUGGUAAGAGACAGCGUCGGCGCGAUCGAUACUCGGUUCUUUUAUUCACACCCAUGCUCCGCCCCGUGCAGAACUGCGCAGAAACAUGGCCCCGGAUCUUAUCAUCCACGUGGUUGGGUCGAAGCUGGAUCUGACGGGCCAACGUCAAGUCGAACUCGUCGAUGCGCAGCGCCAAAUCGCACAGUGGGCUGACGAGCUCGAUCGCGGCGACGACGACACCCCACUCAACGCUCGUGAGCGGGAGAGCUCACCUUCGUCGCCCAAUCGAUCCCGAGCGUCAACACGAGCACGACAGGGAAGUAUUCCCGGACCUCUCAUCCCUAACGGUUCCACGAUCGCAACGACAUCACCCCUCAGCCCAAUGUCGACUGCCCAGCCCGUCCACGACUCGUUGGGUGCACGGGUUCGCAAGAUGAGCACAAAGCUGGGUAGUUUACCAACCGUCGCAACGCUUGCCGCUACCAACGCGCCAUCAGGAGGUACCAUCGGUCUCGGGACGAACAGCUCGAGUACCCUGAGUGUGCACGAUUCGUUGGCGCCGACGAGCGAGAACAUGAGUCGCAGUGGCAGCAAGAUGAGCUUGAGCCUGGGAUCAUUGGGGCUCGCCGGUCGAAGCAGGAGUCGGAACGAGGAUGAUGAACGCCGGGCUGCCGAAGACGUGGAGAGGGAAGAGGCGGCUCGUAUCGAUCGCCUCGUCAAAGACUGCUCCAUCGAAGUGACUGAAGUCAGCGCCAAAGAUGACAUCGGUGAGUCAUUCCCGCAUACGACUCCUUCAGUCAGGUAUGGACCAAACAGAUGCUAACGAACGACGACUUUCAAUAUGUUCCUAGGCGUGGAAGAGAUGUUUGUUCACAUCACACAGCGACUGGUGGAACGCAAAGCGCAGAUUGAAUCGGCUCGCAUCCUGCGCAGCCGCGGCUCGAUCAUGUUGCGGGACGACACGCCCAACCCUGCAACCGCAGGAUGGUGCUGCGCAUGA